This is a messenger RNA of Closterium sp. Yama58-4, 1032 nucleotides long. The record is from the annotation of a GenBank genome assembly. NCBI's taxonomy places the organism in Eukaryota, Viridiplantae, Streptophyta, Zygnematophyceae, Desmidiales, Closteriaceae.
AUGUCGCAGCUGUCCGUCGUGCUCGCGACGGCGGGUUAUGACCACACGAUCCGAUUCUGGGAAGCCACGUCGGGACAAUGCUACCGCACGAUCCAGUACGCCGAAUCACAGGUGAACCGCAUGGAGAUCAUGCCGGACAAGAGGUUCCUGGCUGCUGCAGGCAAUCCGCACAUCCGCCUCUUCCAGAUCGACUCCAACCAGCCACAGCCGGUGAUGAGCUACGACGGGCACACCAACAACGUGACGGCGGUGGGCUUUCAGUGCGACGGUCGCUGGAUGUACUCCGGUUCAGAGGACGGCACUGUCAAGAUCUGGGACCUCAGGGCCCCACCGCUGUACCAGAGGGACUAUGAGAGCCGGGCAGCGGUGAACACGGUGGUGCUGCACCCCAACCAGACGGAGCUCAUCUCAGGAGACCAGAACGGCAACAUCCGCGUGUGGGACCUCACUGCCAACGCGUGCAGCUGUGAACUGGUACCAGAGGUGGACACGGCCAUAAGGUCCGUGGCAGUGAUGUGGGAUGGCAGCAUGGUCGUGGCAGCCAACAACAAGGGAACCUGCUUUGUCUGGCGCCUCACCUCCGGCUCGCAGACGGCAGCGAGCUUUGAGCCACUCCACAAGCUGCAGGCGCACAACAGCUACGUGCUCAAGUGCUUGCUCUCGCCCGAGUUCUCCGACCCCAACAGGUAUGUUCAGGCCUGCUCCCUGUCUGCCCCGACAGGCCAUGCCAGAUGGGUGUGGGACUGUGUGUUCUCCAUUGAUGGGGCCUACCUCGUCUCAGCGUCAUCAGACGGCACCUCUCGCCUGUGGGAGCUGGCGAGUGGCAACAGUGUGCGAGUGUACCAGGGCCCCAUGACGCUACAGCCGCCCUCCCCCUUUUGCCCCUUUGCACGUCUGCCUGCAGCGUCAUCUGACGGCACGUCGCGGCUGUGGGAGCUGGCGAGCGGCAACUGUGUGCGCGUGUACCAGGGCCACCAGAAGGCUGUUGUGUGCUGCGCUCUCAACGAUGGCACUGACCUCCCACCCGCAUGA